AUGUCGCUUCUUUUCCCCUUUUAUUUUUCUUCUUCACAUCUUAUUUGCGUCUCUUUUUUUCUUUCUUUCUUUAUUCGUUUCUUUUUUUUCUUUUCUCUUCUUCACCCGUUUUCUUAUAUUCUUCAUCAUUUGUAUUUUCUUCUUCCAACUAGCCCUCUUCUUCUUUUCUUGUCUCUUUUUCUUUCUCAUCCUUUCUCCUUCCACCUUUCUCUUUUCUUUUCCCUUGCCUUUCUUCUUAUCUUUUCUCUUAUCUUCUUUUCUUCCUUUCUUUCUUUUUCUCUCCUUCUUCUUUUUUCUUUUCUUUCACCCCCACUUCUUUCUUUGCUUUCUCUCUAUUUCCCGUCUUCUCUUCUCAACUUUUUCUUCAAUUUAUCUUUCCCUUUCUCUCUUUCCACUGUUUGCCUUUUCUUUUCUCCUUUUCUCCAUUUCCUUUCCUUUCUCUUUUUCUCUAUUUCCCGUCUUCUUUUCGUAAUUUCAUUUUCCCUAUGUCCCUUCUCUUCUUCCUCCUUUCUCGUACCUUCUUCUCCAUUUUCCUUUUCUUUUCCCUCUUUUUCCUUCUUGCUUUCCUUUCCCCUUUUCUCCAUUCUCUCCUUCUCUAUUUGGCUUCUCUCCUUCUUUUCCCUUCCCUAA
Messenger RNA from Acanthosepion pharaonis, 630 nucleotides. The record is from the annotation of a GenBank genome assembly. Lineage: Eukaryota; Metazoa; Mollusca; Cephalopoda; Sepiida; Sepiidae.